Rosa chinensis is the source of this 1661-nucleotide messenger RNA. Its product is annotated as transcription factor MYB93. The record is from RefSeq and is a predicted model, not a curated record. The coding region runs from base 225 to 1424 and encodes 399 amino acids. The transcript has 3 exons. NCBI's taxonomy places the organism in Eukaryota, Viridiplantae, Streptophyta, Magnoliopsida, Rosales, Rosaceae.
AGAUUAUAUACACAUACAUGUUUGUACACGUAUUGAUCCAUGCACUACAACUCUUCAGCCCCUUAUAUUUCCAACCUAUAGCUCUGGCUAUCAACUAAUAUCCCAAUUUCUUAACUCAAAGGGUAUACCUAUCUAUGUAUCUGUACUGCGAACGAAUAUAAACUAAGGACUAUCUAACUUAUUAACUUGAAGGUUUGAAUAUUAAUACCUACUAGUUUGUCGCAAUGGGAAGAUCAGCAUGUUGUGAUGAAAAUGGAUUAAAGAAAGGGCCGUGGACAGCAGAAGAAGAUGAAAAGCUGGUGGAGUACAUGGAGAGGUGCGGUGGCGAUGGGAAUCAUCAGCGCCGCGGAAUCAGUUGGAGACAAGUGCCAAAGCUUGCAGGUUUGAAGAGGUGUGGAAAGAGCUGCAGGCUACGAUGGACCAACUAUCUGAGGCCUGAUAUCAAGAGGGGAAACUUCUCCCACCAAGAAGAGCAAACCAUCAUCAAUCUCCAUAAACUGCUCGGAAACAAAUGGUCCGAGAUAGCAAGCAACCUUCCGGGAAGGACUGAUAACGAAAUCAAGAACUUCUGGAACACCCAGUUAAAGAAGAAACUGCUCCAAAUGGGAAUCGACCCCGUCACCCACACACCAAUUUCUGCAACUCAUGAUCAUCUCUCCGCCAUAGCUGCUAGUACUAGCUUCAGUCCAUGCGAUUGGGCGCUCCUCCAGUACCUGAACUCCAAAAUCCAAGUGUUGCAAAAUAAUAUACUACAAGGGCAAGGACUUCUAAUUAGCAACAACGCUGGUCCUAAUGCAUAUGAUCAGUAUCGUUCAUGUGUGCUAGGGAUGGAUAUGGAGGCUGCUGCAGUUAAUUAUUAUAAUAAUUAUGUUUUAGGGUCAUCACCAUCCAGAAGCUGCUCAGUUCCGGACCAACAGCUACUAUAUCAUCAUGGGCAUGGACUUGGAUAUGAUUAUGAUGAUUUAACUAGUGCAACCAUGAUGAAUCGUCAUUCUAGUUGUCUCCAAGGUACUUCUUUCGGGACUAGUGAGUAUGAUCAUCAUGAUUCCAAGUUUGCCAUUCCAAAUAUGAAAGUUCCAUUUAGUACUGAUGAUCAUCAUCAUAAGCUGCAGUAUGGUGAGAGUGGUCAUCAAGAUCAUCAAUUGCCUGUUUUGGUUUCAGCAGCCACCUCGGCCUACGUCAUUAUCACUCAUGAUACUACUGCUGCUAAUGAUCAAUUUGCUACCCCAAAUAUUCCUCAUCAGUUUUCUAACAGUACCCAUUCAUCCACAACUACUACUACUACUAGUACUACUUAUUCAACGGCCACCUUUGAAAUUGAUCAUGAAGUAGCUUGCGCCGGCCGGGAUCUUAUAGUUAUGGAUGAUUAUCAUCAGGAAGCAACUAAUAAUGAUCAGUCUUAUUGGAAACACAUCAUGGAGUGAGUACUACUGCAUCCACAAUAUCAUCUGUUUUUCAUUUGCAGCUUGGCAUCUUGGCAUCUUGGUAGAUAUGGCCAAUCAAGAUAGUUUGCAAAUCCAAGAUGGGCAUCAUUCAUUAACUGUAGAUGAUGUUAUUCUUUACUAUUUUUAAGAGUAAAUUUAAUCUUUAUUUGGUACCCGGUGCUGGCCGGGCGGUUCACACUAUCGUGAAAUAUAAUUUUUGGUGCCAAUAAAUUUUAA